Molecule: messenger RNA, 2220 nt
Organism: Gaeumannomyces tritici R3-111a-1
Lineage: Eukaryota; Fungi; Ascomycota; Sordariomycetes; Magnaporthales; Magnaporthaceae
Exons: 3
Coding region: 166-1719 (517 amino acids)
Source: RefSeq, a predicted model, not a curated record
GCGAACUUACUGGCCGAAGAAUUUCAUCGGCUGCACCAACAAAUGGGGGCUGCGUCCAGCCCAAGCCCGAACUUGCUUGAUCUCGACCCAACCUGCUACAAGCAUCUCACUCCCACACCAGCCUGCCCAGCCCAGCCAUGAGCCUGGCCGCCUCGCAACACCAUCAUGGCGAGUCAUAGCAGAGACGGCGGCGUCAACCCGCUCCGCCCUUACUACAUCCCGCCCUCCAUCGGCGCCCCGGCCGGCGACCACCCCCAUCACCACCACCACCACCAGGCCGCCACGCCCAGCCCCAGCCCAAAACCCCUCUCGCACCAUGGCGGCGGCAACGCGACGGGCGCCCACUACGCGUCCAAGGCCCGCGACAUGUUUGCCGACAUCGACUACAAGGAGUACGUCUCGGAGCCGUCGCCCUCGGCCGUGCGGGCGCUGAAGGAGCUGCUGGAUGAGUCGCUGUGGAAGUACAUGUCGGUCCUGAUGGCCCAGCCCUUUGAGGUCUCGAGGACGAUCCUGCAAGUCCGAAGCCAGUACGGCGUCGAGCCUCCGCCCAUCGAGCUGCCCGAGACCAAGCGGCCGACGGUGCCGUCCCUGCCUAACGAGUGGGCCGCGGACACGGACUCCGAGAAUGAGGAGACAAACUACUUCACAUCCAACAUACCCGACACGCCCACCCCCUCACAGCGAGGCGGCUCGUACCGGCAGAAGGCGAGCCCGACCCUCGAGCCACAGGACGCCGCCGCAAGGACGCCGGCGGCUCAGGGUAACACGGCCGGUCCCGGCCAGCUCCAGAUCAACAAGCCAGACUCGGUCCUCGAGGUCCUGGCGCAGCUCUGGCAGAAGGAGGGCACGUGGGGGAUAUGGAAGGCCUCCAACGCCACUUUUGUCUACUCGGCGCUGCAGUCGCUGCUGGAGAACUGGUCGCGCAGCCUCCUGUGCGCCCUCUUCAACGUGCCCGACCUCGGGGUCAAGGACGAUGUCACACGCCUGGUCGACAUCGCGUCCCCCUACCCGUGGGCGUCGUUUUUCAUCGCCGCUGGCGCCGCCGUCGCCACGGGCCUGAUUCUCGCCCCGCUGGACCUGGUCCGGACGAGGCUCAUACUGACUUCGGUCUCGCGGCAACCCCGCCGGUCGGUCGAGAUGGUGCGCAACCUGCCGUCGUACUUUUGCCCGCCGGUGCUCAUGAUCCCGACGAUGCUGCACUCGCUGGUGCACCCCGUCCUCACGCUCUCCACGCCCGUGAUGCUCCGCGCCCGCUUCGGCAUCGACCGCGAGUCGUCGCCCACCUCGUUCAGCCUGAGCAAGUUCUGCUCCUCCAACGUGGCGCUCUUCGUCAAGCUGCCGCUCGAGACGGUCCUGCGCCGCGGCCAGGCCUCGGUCCUCGCCGAGGCCGAGCACGUGCACGCACUCGACUCGGGCGCCACCGCGCUCGACACCAUCAUCCCCUGCGGGAGGUACGAGGGCGUGCUGGGCACGAUGCGCCACAUCGUGUCCAGCGAGGGGACGAGGGUGGUCACGCCGCCGGCACCCCGCGCGGCCGCACCUGCGAAGGGCAAGUCUGCUAAGAAGGGCAAGGCAAAGGCCACUACGGCCCCCGAGCCUGUGGUCAUUAGGGGCCAGGGCAUGGAGGGCCUCUGGAGGGGCUGGAAGGUCAGCUGGUGGGGUCUGGUCGGACUGUGGACUGCCGGGCUCGUCGGCGGCGGCGGCGACGGGGAGUUUUAAAAAAGUGCGGUGCAGGAUGAUAAGACGUGGAGCGUGUAUGAGACGAUGAAUUGGGACUCUCCAUUUACUCGUCGUCUUGAUCUUUAGGGCAUUUUGGGUGGUGGUUUUUUUUCUUUUCUUUUUCCUUACGGUUGCCACGGACGGACACUUCUCUCUCUCCUCAUGACGGUAUGAUAUCCCCAAACAACAAAAAGCUUUCACGUGUACUGCGAGUAUCACACUUGACUAUCAUGCAUAUUUUUGCGCCUGCUUUCGACCUAGAUAAUUUAGACAGCUCGGUUGAUUAUGCGCUAUCGAUCGGGUUGGGUGUCAUGCUUGGCAUAUAUCACUAUGGCGCUAUACCCGAUAUUAGGAAGCGGGAGAUUCUCGGAGAGACUCUGCCAAACAGGCAGCAAGUAGUGUAGUAUCCGACCACCCAAUUUUUUUUUUCCUUUUCACAGCGCCUGUACACCCACACACUCAAGCAAGUUGCUGCGUGUAUGUAUGCUGCCUGCCAAUUAC